AUGGAAUUCAACAAGUGCAGAAUCAGAAGUUAUGAGGGACAAUACGAUAGGGCUCAAGUGGAAGAUCUUGAGAGAAGAUGUGAGGUAGGACCAUCAGAAAGCGUGUUCCUCUUCACAGACACUAUGGGUGACCCCAUUUGUAGGAUCCGAAACAGUCCAAUGUACAUGAUGCUGGUGGCAGAGUUGGAGAAUGAAUUGGUUGGUGUGAUUCAAGGGUCUAUAAAGGUGGUGACGGUUCAUGGUCAUCCUCCAAAGGAUUUGGCGAAGGUGGGGUAUGUCCUUGGCCUAAGGGUAUCACCCCAUCACCGAAGAAAAGGGAUUGGCUCAAGCCUUGUGAGAAGGCUAGAAGAAUGGUUCAGUUCGAAGGAUGUGGACUAUGCAUAUAUGGCAACAGAAAAAGACAACCAUGCCUCGGUUAGUCUCUUCAUGGACAAGUUUGGCUACACCAAGUUCAGGACUCCAGCUAUUCUUGUGAAUCCGGUGAACCAUCAUUGCUUUCAAGUAUCAUCCAACAUUGAGAUAGCAAGGUUGAAGGUUGACCAAGCUGAAUACAUCUAUAGAAGAUUCAUGGGGUCCACAGAGUUCUUUCCUAAUGAUAUAGGAAGCAUACUCAGGAACAAGCUGAGUCUGGGAACAUGGGUGGCCUAUUUCAAAGGAGAUAUUGCUUGGGGGGAUUUCGGUUCAGAUGGACAAGUCCCUAAUAGUUGGGCUAUGCUGAGUGUAUGGAACAGUGGGGAGAUAUUCAAGCUAAGGCUAGGGAAAGCACCUUUUUCUUGCUUGUUAUGCACCAAGAGUUGGUGGUUGAUUGAUAAAAUCUUCCCAUGCUUGAAAUUGCCCACCAUACCUGAUUUCUUCAACCCAUUUGGGUUCUAUUUCAUGUAUGGGGUGCACCAUGAAGGCUCAUUCUCAGGGAAGCUAGUGAGAGCCUUGUGCCAAUUUGUGCACAACAUGGCUGCUGAAUCCAAGGGUGAGAAUUGCAAGAUCAUUGUGACUGAAGUUGGAGGAAGAGAUGAGUUAAACCAUCAUAUUCCACAUUGGAAAUUGCUCUCAUGCCCAGAAGACUUGUGGUGCAUAAAGUCAUUGAAAAAUGAAGGGACAAAUAACAAGUUCCAUGAAUUAACCAAAACCCCACCAACAAGAGCUCUUUUUGUAGACCCAAGAGAGGUUUAA
This is a messenger RNA of Sphenostylis stenocarpa, 1170 nucleotides long. Lineage: Eukaryota; Viridiplantae; Streptophyta; Magnoliopsida; Fabales; Fabaceae. The record is from the annotation of a GenBank genome assembly.